GAUGCGCGCUCACCUGUCCGGUAUAUGUUAUGUGAAAGGUGAGGAAGGUCGUUACUUGUUUGCUGCUGCUAGAACCGGAACUGUACAGAGACAAAAUGAGCAGUAACAAAGGGUUGCAGGCAAUAAGCCACCCAAAUCAGUUGCCAGCCACACCCAGUAUGACCAAGAGGCUGCAAAUCCAGCAGAGGAAUACAUUUAGAAGCCCAACAGAUAAUCUAAUAUCACCAUGUUCUCUGAGGCUACGCAAAGCAAAGAUUAAAGCUGCAGUGAGUGACCAAGACUCUAAUGGCAAAAAGAUGCCAAAGUGUGAUGAAAAAGAAAAUGCAUUAUCCUGAGGAUGCCAGAUGUUGCCUACUUAAUGCAGCAUGACACACUUGUAUUUAAUAAUGACUUAUUUCCCGCUAAAAAAUGGUAACCUAAGCUAAUAUUUAUACUGUCAUAUAUGGAAAUGUAAAUUCAAUUCUGUGUAACAAAUUGGUUUUAUAUUUGUAAUAUAAAUAAAACACUAUGGCUGCUUUGCCUA
Molecule: messenger RNA, 523 nt
Organism: Spea bombifrons (plains spadefoot toad)
Lineage: Eukaryota; Metazoa; Chordata; Amphibia; Anura; Pelobatidae
Exons: 4
Coding region: 96-335 (79 amino acids)
Source: RefSeq, a predicted model, not a curated record